Molecule: messenger RNA, 2269 nt
Organism: Nicrophorus vespilloides
Lineage: Eukaryota; Metazoa; Arthropoda; Insecta; Coleoptera; Silphidae
Gene: Cdc45
Product: cell division control protein 45 homolog
Exons: 9
Coding region: 195-1874 (559 amino acids)
Biological process (GO): double-strand break repair via break-induced replication; mitotic DNA replication preinitiation complex assembly; DNA replication initiation
Cellular component (GO): DNA replication preinitiation complex
Molecular function (GO): DNA replication origin binding; single-stranded DNA binding; chromatin binding
Source: RefSeq, a predicted model, not a curated record
UUCUGUUCUGUGUAUCUUUGCGUGUGUGUGUUUUAGAGCGAGGGAAGAGAGAGCAUAGGAAAACACAAAGUUUUUUUCAACGAACGAAAAGUGAUAGUGAAUGGAGGAGGAUUUGGCGGUAGUCUGUGAGGUUAUGCAACGGAAAAGCAAUUGAAUCGUGAUUUGCUGCAUGCGUUUUCAGCGACGUCGCUAAAAUGUAUGUGGAGGAUCUGAAGAAGGAUUUCUACGAGUUCCUGGCUGGAAAGAGGAUAUUUUUGAUGGUAAAUUAUGACAUAGACAGUAUAUGCGCGUGCAAGAUACUGCAGUCUCUGCUCAAGUACAAGCAUGUGGUGUACACGUUGGUGGUGGUCAAGGGAAUCGAAGACCUGAAGACCGCAUUCAACGAGAACUGCGAAGAUGUCAAAUACUUCAUAAUGAUCAACUGCGGCGGAACGAUCGACAUCGUCGAUUUAUUGGAGCCCGAGGAUGAGAUCACCUUCUAUAUCUUGGACUCGCAUCGACCCACCGAUCUGUGCAACAUCUACAGCAACGGGCAGAUCCGACUGCUGUGGAAUCCGGAGGACGACUGCGAAGUACCGGAUUUCCAUUCAGUGUUCAGAGAGGAUGAGUCUGAUGAAGACGAGGAAGAUGAUGAUGAAGAUAGCGAGGAGGGCAGAUCGAAGCGGCGGAGAUUGGGCGAAGAGGCUAUAAUGGCGAGGAGGGAGAGGAGACUGUGGGAGGAUAACAGGAACCGGAUAAUGUUUGAGUAUUCCCAAUUCACGUUUUACGGAAAAGCGAGCGCGUUGUUGAUGUUCGACUUGGCUUGGAAAUUGAAUAAGGACGAUAAGGAUUUGUUGUGGCUGGCCAUCGUUUCCUUGACGGAGCAAAUGGUUUUCGGAAAGAUUGAAAACACGCAAUACGUUCUGGAGACGGGAAACCUUCAAGCGCACGCCAACAGAUUGCAAAACAGGACCAAUGACACGGAUGUCCACACUUCGCUGAAAAUCACAUUCGAAAAGGACCUGAGGUUAAUACUUUACAGACAUUGGACCGUUGAGUCGAGCCUCAAGCAUUCCAUGUUCACCGCAUGCAAAUUACGUUUGUGGUCGUUGAAAGGCGACAAAAAGCUGAACCAACUUUUGGCCGAUAUGGGGUUGCCGUUGGCGCAAAGCAAGCAGAGCUACCGCUCGAUGGAUCUCCAGCUGCGCCAGGAAUUCCAAGGAUCCAUCGAGAAACUUUCGGAGAAGUACGAUCUUGAUGGGAUAGUUUACGCAUCGUUCACGCUCCAGUACGGGUACAGGAAUAAAUUUUGCGCAUCGGACAUCGUCUUCGCGAUGUUAGCAAUUUUGGAAUCCGCUAGCAAGGAUAAGAGGCCGGAGGAGUGCUUCCACUCGUCGCUCGAGUGUCUUUCGCGGAGCAAGAGCAAUCUCCUGUACGCGGGAAUCGAUCGGGCCAAGACGAUCACGGUGAAGCUGUUCAAGACCGUGCAGAGCGCGCUCGACAUGAAGCACAUCGUCUCCGCCGGGCCCUUCGUCUACUACAUAGUGCAGGAAGGUUGUUUGGAUUGGUACAUGUACUCGCAGCAGCACAUCCUAUCGCUGCUCGCCCAAUUCAUCCUGCGCGCCUACGUCUCGAUGUCCAAAAACCGGAGAGCCGCAAGUCUACCGUUGAUCGUGUCCGCGCCGCACGACAUCGAAACCGGAAUGUGCAUUGUCCUGGGGAUUCCACCGCUCUGCGAGAACUCCCCGAAAAAUUUCUUCGGAAAAGCCUUCGAGCAAGCGGCGGAGCGAACGAACUGUGAUACUGGAUGCGAUUUCUUCGAUACAGCUUAUUUCAAAUUACACACGAAACACCGGACGAGGUUCUUCGACGCAUUAACCACAUUGCUAAGUUAAUCUUCGAUACAUUUUCCGGACAAGCAAAGAGUGAGAGUGAAACCGAAACGUGCCUCAAUACUUCUUAUAUGCAGUUAAGCCUUUCGUAUUUAUUUAUUGAUGAACUUUUCUUCGCCUAUACACACACCUACAUGCUAAGCAAACAAAACAAAAAGUGCCAAAAUCGCAAAUAAUAUCACCACAUUAUUAUCACGUUUAAUUGUAAAUAAUUCCAUUUGAAAACCACUCGAUUUAUCUUUUCUUUUUAACACUUAAGAUCAAUUUUGUUAUAUUAAUUAGGCAAUAUUAUUGGAAACAACGCGUCUGUGCGGUCUUUGAACGAAUUAUUAUGUUAUUUUUUUUAAUUUGUUUUUAGGAAAUCUUUGUAAAUAGUUUCUUUUAUAUAUACACAUAUA